UCUCUCUCUAUUAGUUCUGCACAUUGAGAUCUCACCUCAAACGUCCCAGCUCUAUUACAGCAAUCACCCUUCUGGAUUGAAGAACAGCCUUGACUCUCGUGGCUCACACAGAUUCCCUCACCGGCCGUCAGGAUGUGGAUGGUGCUGCUCGGACUCUGCUUAGGAUUACUGGCCUCAUCCAGAUCGCAGUCGACCACAGCGUUGGGUGCGCGGAGCUGCAGCUAUGUUGGAGUGUUUCACGUCGAGGGGAAAGAACGCUAUAGUCUGACGUUUGAGAUGGCCGAGAGCUUGUGCGAGGAGUUAUCGUCUACAUUAGCCAAUAUGAUGCAGGUGACGGAAGCCUAUGAUGCAGGACUACAGACAUGCAGGUAUGGCUGGGUGAACAGCACAGAGCUGGUGAUCCUCCGUCACAGGGCAAAUAUUCAAUGCGCUGGCAACCAAACAGGCAUCAUCAAAAAGGUUCAAGACCAGCAGAAAUACGACGCCUUCUGUUAUGAUGCUACAGAUUUGUCAGUGAAGAACUGUGCAGCUGAGAUUAACCCUGAAAGUUCAAAAAAAGCAAAUGCCAACCCUACCACAGCAUCUACAGAUGUCACAACACACCAACACAAUACUGGAGCGGAAGACAAUGAAACUUCAACAUUUGAAACUUCAGGAGAUACAUCGGUGUCUACUCCAGGACACUGGACACAGACGAGUGGCGAACUGAGCACAGCGGACCACAAUGAGACCAACCAGACGCAUGAUCCAGACCAUACAGAGGAGUCCACAAGCUUACUACCUAAUGCAGACACCACAGGGACGGCAGUGGGCGAGAGAACGUCCAGGCAUGAAACAACAACAGCUUAUAAAACAGGACAUGUCAGCCCAAAUGACCGUUCUUCAGAGUCAGAUGUGACCAGAUCAUCAGACUGGCUGAUCAUUUUACUCACGAUCUUGGCAGUUCUCCUCAUUCUGCUCAUCUGUGUCAUUGUAGCAACCAGAAAAAGGUAUGUCUUUUUUUAAAGGAGAUAAAAUAUA
Molecule: messenger RNA, 1020 nt
Organism: Pimephales promelas (fathead minnow)
Lineage: Eukaryota; Metazoa; Chordata; Actinopteri; Cypriniformes; Leuciscidae
Source: RefSeq, a predicted model, not a curated record